AUGACCUCUACGACGACCACCACAAUGAAAGCCCUUCGCCAACACAGGCAGUACGAACCCCUCGUGGUCGAAGAGGUAGCCAUUCCCACCGCUGAGCCUGGCUCUGCCGUCCUGGAGGUUCUCGCAGCUGGUGUCAUAUCGUAUACAAGAGACGUCUACGAUGGGACACGCAAAUAUCCCUAUGUCACCCCAUUGACCACUGGCAGCAGCGCCAUUGGCCGCAUCCAUGCAGUCGGCCCGGACUCGACGAAGCUCCAAAAAGGUCAACUGGUGUUGUUCGACAUUACGGUCCGCUCCCGGGACGAUUCUUCUCAUGUGUUCCUGAGUGCCAUCAUCAGCGGCUUCACCGAGGGAAGCAGAAAGCUUAUGCAGCAUUGGGCUGACGGCACAUACGCGGAGUACGUCAAAGCCCCACUGGAGAAUGUAUUCGCCUUAGACGAGGCGAGGCUGAUGGGCGAGCUUGGGUACAAGAUCCCCGAUCUCCUGAGUAUGACCAGAUUGCUUGUGCCUUGGGGCGGACUGAUCGACAUCAACUUGGCACCAGGCGAGACAGUCGUCGUCGCGCCAGCAACAGGUUCGUUCGGCACAGGUGCGGUUCAGCUCGCGCUUGCUAUGGGUGCAAGAGUCAUCGCUAUGGGCCGGAACGCUAGGGUCCUGGCGCAGUUGCGGGAAAAGUUCAGUGAGCAAUAUCCUGCUGAUCGUCUGUUGACUGUUCCCAUCACCGGCAAUCUGGAGGAGGAAAUGACUGCGCUCAAGGCUGCCGCAGGUACCCGGCCAAUCGACGCAUUUUACGACAUCAGUCCCGAUGCUGCGACCAAUGCAACGUACUUCAAGGCCGCUAUCAUGUCGCUCCGGCACUCGGGACGGAUCAGCCUUAUGGGCGGCCAGAGAAGUGAGGAUGUCAAGAUCCCAUACCACCGUGUGAUGCAUUGGAAUCUACAGCUAAAAGGCAAGUGGAUGUAUGAGAGGGAGGACGUGCCAAAAUUCCUUCGUUUGGUCGAGGCAGGCAAUCUGAGCCUCGGUGGUCGUGCUGGAGCUGCAGCUGUGAAGGAAUUCAGCUUAGAACAGUGGAAGGAGGCUUUUGAUUAUGCGUCGGAGCAUGCUUCAGAUGGUCAGGGCACUUGCCUCGUGCCAGCCAAAGCUUAA
This is a messenger RNA of Cyphellophora attinorum, 1146 nucleotides long. RefSeq lists its product as uncharacterized. The record is from RefSeq and is a predicted model, not a curated record. The transcript has a single exon. The coding region runs from base 1 to 1146 and encodes 381 amino acids. Lineage: Eukaryota; Fungi; Ascomycota; Eurotiomycetes; Chaetothyriales; Cyphellophoraceae.